This is a messenger RNA of Humulus lupulus (European hop), 1148 nucleotides long. Its product is annotated as large ribosomal subunit protein uL15c. The transcript is spliced from 4 exons. Gene Ontology annotation, biological process: translation. Gene Ontology annotation, molecular function: structural constituent of ribosome. The coding region runs from base 87 to 908 and encodes 273 amino acids. Gene Ontology annotation, cellular component: cytosolic large ribosomal subunit; ribosome. The record is from RefSeq and is a predicted model, not a curated record. NCBI's taxonomy places the organism in Eukaryota, Viridiplantae, Streptophyta, Magnoliopsida, Rosales, Cannabaceae.
UUAUCCUAUCUGUUGGUACAAGUCAGUGUUAGUGCAAUAGCACAAGUGAACAAGCUCGAACGCAAAAGACUGAGAGUCCCAUAUCCAUGGCGAGAGCUCUUCUAUCUCUUUCUUCAACCUCACAUGUUACCAGACCAACCCCUUCUUCCCCAUUCAAGGGAAAUGUUGGGAAUUUGAAGGCAAACCCAUGUCAAAUUCAGUUCCUCAGAGUCAAACUCGACAAUUUAUGCAGAGAGAGAAGACAACUGAUGGUUGUGAAUAAGGCAGCUCGGACCGAAGCCGCGACUUCAUUGGAGAGCAGUGUUCGGUUCCGGCUCAACAAUCUGGGUCCUCAACCCGGUUCGAGAAAGAAAGGAAAGAGAAAAGGAAGGGGUAUAGCGGCUGGACAAGGAAACAGCUGUGGGUUUGGGAUGAGGGGCCAGAAGUCCCGCUCCGGACCUGGCAUUCGGCGAGGCUUCGAGGGAGGUCAAAUGCCGCUUUACCGUCGUAUCCCGAAAUUGAGAGGAAUUGCUGGAGGCAUGCGCGCUGGAGUACCUAAAUAUCUCCCCGUGAACUUGAAAGAUAUAGAAGCUGCGGGAUUUCAAGAAGGAGAUGAAGUAUCAUUGGAUACUUUAAAGAGCAAAGGAUUGAUUAACCCAUCAGGAAGAGAAAGGAAACUCCCUUUGAAGAUACUUGGUGAUGGGGAGUUAAGCGUGAAGCUGAACAUAAAGGCCCGUGCCUUUUCAGAACAAGCAAAGGAGAAGCUUGAGGCUGCUGGCUGCUCCCUCACUGUAUUACCUGGACGGAAGAAGUGGGUAAAACCAUCCGUAGCGAAAAACCUUGCCCGUGCAGAUGAAUACUUCGCCAAGAAAAGAGCUGCCGCUGCCGCUGCCGCCGCCACUGAUGCAACUGAACCAGCUACUGCUUGAGCGAUCACAGUUUAUACUCUCUUUUGGUAGCCAAGCAGAAACUAAUCCACAUAUUGCUCUUUAACGCUUUCAUUCUUUUUUUGGAGUUUUGUAGUACUUGCUAUUGUACAUUUUUUUUUUCUUUUCUCUCCAUCUAGGCUGUAAAAGUUCCAACUGAAAGUUCUGUACUGGUUUCAGACUUAGAUUGGUAAUCACCUCUAUUUAGUUAAAAAAAAGAACUGAAAAUAGUAUGUGUGUGAA